CUCUAUGGUAUCUAUGGUGUGGUUGGCGUUAGUGUAGUUAUUGUUGUUUUUAUGAAAAUAUAAAAUAAUAUUGCACUAUAUUAAAGUAUAAUCACACUGCAUACGAAGAUGGCAAUGACAUCCUCCCAAGUAAAAGCUCAAAAAACUGUUGGAGGUUUGAGUACUGGGUCUGGCUGGCCCCGUAGAAGUGGCCCUGUUGGUACAGCAACAGCCGUGGCUGCUGCAGCUCCAACAUUCGAGACGAAGUAUCCAAUACCACAGGCUGCUAUUUACAGAACUAUAAAAUUGUAUCCUUUGACAAAUUAUACUUUUGGAACGAAGGAAGCUUUAUUCGAAAAAGAUCCUAGUGUACCUGCUAGAUUUCAAAGAAUGAGAGAUGAAUUUGAAAAAAUUGGUAUGAGAAGAAGUGUAGAAGGAGUACUUUUAGUUCAUGAGCAUGGAUUGCCCCAUGUUCUAUUAUUACAACUAGGAACAACAUUCUUUAAAUUACCUGGUGGUGAAUUGAAUCCCGGUGAGGAUGAAGUUGAAGGUUUGAAACGAUUACUGACAGAGACUUUGGGCAGACAAGAUGGAGUUAAACAAGAUUGGAUUAUUGAGGAUAUCAUUGGAAAUUGGUGGAGACCUAAUUUUGAACCUCCGCAGUAUCCAUAUACUCCCCCUCACAUUACUAAACCCAAGGAGCAUAAACGUUUGUUUCUUGUGCAGCUUCAAGAAAAGGCCCUUCUAGCUGUUCCAAAAAAUUAUAAACUAGUUGCAGCGCCGUUGUUCGAGCUAUAUGACAAUUCUCAAGGAUAUGGACCAAUAAUCUCAUCUUUACCACAAGCCUUAUGCAGGUUUCAAUUCAUUUAUAUGUAAGAUGGGCCAAAAAUUGAUGAUUUGAAAGCUGUGAGACAUUCAAAAGAAGUUAUAAAUGCAAAAUAGCUCUGUACAAAUUGAUCUGUUGGAAUAAUUCUGAUAAUUUUAUGUAAAUAUGUAGUUAUUGUGAGUAUUACAUUGUGAACUGAAAUGCUUGACAAGUCUAAAAUGUAGAAUUAAGAUUUAUAAGUUAUAAUCUCAGAAGUAUCUGUGUGGACAAUGAGUUUUUUUUUAUUGAAUACUGUUUUUCUUUAAAAUUUUUCUACAGUGUUUUGUGGUAAAAUAGGAUGUCCUAUUUUGAGAAUAAAUGGAUAUGUGAAAAUUAAA
Messenger RNA from Harmonia axyridis, 1182 nucleotides. Its product is annotated as cleavage and polyadenylation specificity factor subunit 5-like. Gene Ontology annotation, cellular component: mRNA cleavage factor complex. NCBI's taxonomy places the organism in Eukaryota, Metazoa, Arthropoda, Insecta, Coleoptera, Coccinellidae. The transcript has 5 exons. The coding region runs from base 109 to 855 and encodes 248 amino acids. The record is from RefSeq and is a predicted model, not a curated record. Gene Ontology annotation, molecular function: mRNA binding.